AUGACGGAAGCCUCCCACGAGGAUGGUUCCAUCCUGGGMAAGAAGGUGGCUGAGAACCUCACUGCUUUGGUGCUGGAUGUGAAGAUUGGGAYUGGCGCCUUCUUCCCAACCCUUGAGAGUGCCCAACAGUUGGCAGAGAGUUUGGUGUCGGUCGGGACCCAGCUGGGAAUAAACACUGUUGCGGUCUUCAGCAAGAUGGACAGCCCUCUUGGGCGUCGGGUGGGCAAUUCCUUGGAGGUGCUUGAGGCCCUGGAGUGCCUGGAUGGAGGGGGGCCCAAGGACGUCCGGGAGCUGGUGACCACGUUAGGAGGAACCUUGUUAUYGCAAUGUGYGAGAGCUCCCUCUGUGUCUCAGGGCUCUGCUCGCAUCGCCAAAGCCUUMGAUGAUGGCUCAGCCCUGGGUGCCUUCCAAGCCAUGCUGGAGGCCCAAGGCGUGGGCUCCAACACAGCUAAGGCCCUCUGCAAUGGAACGGAAGAGCAGAGACUCCAGGUGCUGGGAAGGGCUCGGUUCCAGGUCGCGCUGGUGGCUCCAUGCGAUGGGACCGUCCAUCAGAUCCUUGCUAUGCCCAUUGCUCAGGUGCUCCAUGCUUUGGGGGCCGGUCGCACGAAAGAAGGCCAGUGCAUCCAGCACCGGGUUGGGGCUGAACUUCUGGUCUCUGUGGGACAACGAGUGCGGAAAGGAAUGCCCUGGAUCUGGAUCCAUCAUGACAGCCUUGCAUUAGGUGAUGCCAACCGAAGCACCCUCCAGAGCGCCCUCAUCCUCAAGGACACGGAGCCCUUUGUCCCUGGACUGAAGGUGGUGAAAACCCUUCUCCCCCCAAAACAGUCAGAGGUCCCCAGAAAGACAGGCACUUAGGAUUCCCCUGGAUUUGCAGCCACAGACACGAGUGAUACCUGCAACAUGCACACUUCCACGGCACCCCUCUGCUCUUCCCCUGCCUGCCUCUGUGCUCUUCAAAUCAAACACGCUGGAUGGCUGUCUUUCAGCCAAGAGACCUUGGCAAGUCACUGUUUGUUAUUAUCACAACUUAUUUACAGCUACUCACACUCAGUCAAGGUGGAAGAGAAGGAUCAAACACAUGGUUGGCGCUUAUCUUUGUACUGACACCCCAGACAUUGCAUCUGUCUGACUUGACCGGAUGUGUCAUUCUGGCCUGCGCUCUCUAUGCACUGAGUGAUCUUAACCCUUUCGUUAUUCAUGCUACCAAGCACAUGUCUUGGGAAUGUCUUUUUCCUGGUAUGUAGUUCCACCAAUCAAUUAAUUAAAAACACUGAGGCUGAUGAGGAAAGGAAGGGAGCUGGAACCAGUUUCCAAAGGACAAAGGGGAGAUGUCCAAGACGCACUUUAUUUUACUGAACGACACACAGCUUUAUUUUACUGAACUCGAAGAAGUAUAUGAGAAGUUCGGCCUGUCAUUAAACAUCGAGAAAACCAAAGUGCUCUCCCUGCAGUCACCAGCCAAUCCCUCUCCAAUGCCAGAAAUACAACUGAAUGGUGUAACGUUAGAAAAUGUGGACCAUUUCUGCUACCUUGGCAGCCACCUCUCCACAAAAGUCAACAUUCAACACCGCCUGAGCUCUGCGAGUGCAGCAUUUUUCCGAAUGAAACAGAGAAUGUUUGAGGACCGGGACAUCCGUAGGGAGACCAAGGUGCUUGUUUAUAAAGCUGUUAAAUCAUCCAGGCGUCCCCUGGGCAACGUCCUUGCAGACAGCCAAUUCUCUCACAACAGGAGCAGUUACUCCUGACACAACAAAAAAAUAAAUAAAGCUGUUGUCCUCGCAACCCUGCUCUAUGCCUGCGAAACGUGGACUGUCUACAGACGUUACAUGCAACUCCUGGAAUGAUUACAUCAGCGCUGCCUCCGGAAAAUCCUGCAAAUCUCUUGGGAAGACAAGCGGACAAACGUCAGCGUGCUGGAAGAAGCAAAGACCACCAGCAUUGAAGCAAUGGUCCUCCACCAUCAACUCAGCUGGACCGGCCACCUUGUCCGAAUGCCCUACCACCAUCUCCCAAAGCAGUUGCUCUACUCCGAAUUCAAGAAUGGAACACCGAAUGUUGGAGGACAAGAUAAGAGAUUCAAAGACGGGCUCAAAGCCAACCUUAUAAACUCUGGCAUAGACACUGAGAACUCAGAAACCCUGGCCCUUGAGUGCUCCACUUGGAGGUCAGCUGUGACCAGCAAUGCUGUAGAAUUUGAAGAGGCACGAAUGGAGGACAAAAGAGAUAAAUGUGCCAAGAGGAAGGCACAUCAAGCCAACCCCAACCGGGACCGCCUUCCACCUGGAAACCAAUGCCCUCACUGCAGGAGAAGUUGCAGGUCAAGAAUAGGGCUCCACAGUCACCUAUGGGCCCACCGCCAGGACACUACACUUGGAGGACCAUCAUCCUCAGGCUAUGAGGGAUCGCCCAAGUUAUUCUAAGCCACAUACAGUUAUACCCCACUGGGUGUGGCUCAACCCUACUUCCUGAUCUAGAUUAGCAGCUGCACAUGAUAAUUAAUAGAUAAGGCUUUCUUUAGCACACACAUAUACUUGGUGCUGCUGAUCCUUUUACAAUUCACUGUAACAUCCUCUUGGUGCAGCCUAGAAUCACAUUGGCCCUUUUAGCUGCAGCAUCACACUGUGAACUCAUGCUCAGCUUGAGGUCUACUAAGGCAUAGGCUGUUUACAAGCCUAUUCUAUAAAUAUGCUUUUUGAUUUUUUUAUAUACCUUACAUUUCUCCCUGUAUCCAUCCAAAAUGAAUUUCGUUAGUUUUGGCCCAAC
This is a messenger RNA of Anolis sagrei ordinatus, 2763 nucleotides long. NCBI's taxonomy places the organism in Eukaryota, Metazoa, Chordata, Lepidosauria, Squamata, Anolidae. The record is from RefSeq and is a predicted model, not a curated record.